Messenger RNA from Parnassius mnemosyne (clouded apollo), 3966 nucleotides. The record is from the annotation of a GenBank genome assembly. NCBI's taxonomy places the organism in Eukaryota, Metazoa, Arthropoda, Insecta, Lepidoptera, Papilionidae.
UGUUACGUUCAGUUCACAAAGACACGUAAAUUUGUUUUUUGUUCUGUACUUAACGGAAGAAAAAUGUUAACGAUAUUCACAAACUCUAAAUUGUUGUGGGGGCUGUGGCAAAUCGUGAGCUACUGCAGUUCGAGGACGUCGCUGCCUCUCUUGCUGACAGCGGGCGUCGCGUUCUUGGCUGCACGUUUGGUGAUUGUGCUCCGGGAAAUGCGCAAACUGCCGCCGGGACCAUGGGGACCGCCAGUCGUCGGUUACCUGCCUUUUCUUGGAGUUCGCCAUAAAACCUUCCUGGAGCUUGCAAGAAGCUACGGUGCUCUAUUUUCUGCUCGGCUCGGCAAUCAGUUAACAGUCGUUCUCAGCGACUACAAGCUUAUUAGGGAAGCUUUUCGCCGAGAAGAGUUUACUGGUCGCCCUAGUACUCCGCUCAUGCAUACAUUGGAUGGUCUAGGUAAGUUAAUUAAUAUGAUUUUUUGGGUAUACAUUAAUAUUUAUCUCUAGUUUUUAUUUUGUUUUAAUUUUUUUAUGUCAUAAAAAAUUAUGAAUUUGGUGUAAUAAUUAAUGGACUUGAGCAAAUUUUUGUUUCAAAACAGCGUUAAAAAGUAAACUAUAAUUUCUUAUGUAAACACUAUUUUUCAUAAUGUCACUUUAUACUUGUAUAUAAACGAGAGGCCUGACCGAAUGCGUUGCCGGAGGGCGCAUGCCGGGUCCACCCGCGCAUCACUCCGAGCACCGCCCACUUGCAUACUCGACUAACGCCUCCCUCUGUGCAGGUAUCAUCAACAGCGAAGGUCGUCUAUGGAAAAGUCAACGCCGGUUCCUACAUGAAAAACUUCGAGAAUUUGGCAUGACUUACAUGGGCAACGGCAAGAAAAUUAUGGAAGGCAGAAUCAAGGUCAGUAAAAAAAUUGAUAAGUGAAAUUUCAAAAAAAGUGAAAUACCCAAAUUAAACGAAUUUUUGACGGGCUUAAACAACAAUUAUUAUAAUAAAGACGUUUUAAUUCACAGAGUGAGGUUUACGAAUUAAUAGAGAAUUUACAACGCACGGAAGGUGCGCCUAUAGACGCAAACCCUAUGCUCGCUUUGGGCGUAUCAAACGUAAUUUGCGGCAUCACCAUGUCUGUACACUUCAGUCACGGAGAUUUGCGUUUUGAAAGGCUCAACCAUCUCAUUGAAGAAGGCAUGCGACUAUUUGGUGAAAUACAUUAUGGAGAAUACAUACCACUGUAUAAUGUACGUAUAUAAAUGUUAAAACUUCUAUUUUAUAUUUUUACGUAAAUAGAAGAAAAAUGUAAUAACUUUAAUAUUUUUAGUAUCUACCCGGCAAGGCUCAAGCUCAAGAGAAAGUGGCUAAAAAUCGUGAAGAAAUGUUCGCAUUUUAUCAGACUCUCAUCGAUGAACACCGCGACACCCUCGAUGUCAAUAACGCCAGAGAUCUCAUUGAUGUCUAUCUGAUUGAAAUAGAAAAAGCGAAGAAUGAAGGUAGAGCUGGAGAAUUAUUUGAAGGUAGAGAUCAUGGUAAGUAAACAAAAAGUAAAUAUGCAAUAGACAGACACAUUAUUGCUUUUCACUUAAUUUUUUUAAAUUAUUUUAUUUUGAUCAAAUAUUUUGUGAAACGGCGUACUUAUUUUGUUUUCAGAAUUACAAAUCAAACAAAUUCUCGGUGAUCUAUUUUCCGCUGGGAUGGAAACGAUAAAGUCUUCACUUUUGUGGAUGAUUGUUUUUAUGUUGAGAAACCCAGAUGUGAAGAGACGAGUUCAAGAAGAAUUAGACCGUGUUGUUGGCCGGGAACGUUUACCUACUAUUGAAGAUAUGCCUAAUUUGCCUUACACUGAAACAACAAUUUUAGAAACACUGCGCAUGUCCAGCAUUGUCCCCCUAGCUACCACGCAUUCGCCCACAAAGUAAGUUCCCUUGUUAAUAUCACAUUACAAUAUUUUAGAUUUAACUUUUCCACAUAUUUUCUAAUCACUGUUUCUCUCUCCAACAGGGACGUUCACCUUAACGGUUACAGAAUCCCAGCGGGAUCACAAGUUGUUCCCCUCAUCAAUUGUGUACACAUGGAUCCCAAUCUCUGGGAUGAGCCAAACAAGUUCAAUCCUAGCAGAUUUAUCGACGACACCGGCAAAAUCAAGCGCCCAGAGUACUUUAUGCCCUUUGGAGUUGGUCGUCGUAUGUGUUUAGGAGAUGUGCUCGCCCGUAUGGAAAUGUUUAUGUUCUUCGCAAGCAUGAUGCAUCAGUUUGAUGUACAAAUGGAAACAGGAGCCGCACCACCAUCAUUAGAAGGCACGGUUGGAGCGACAAUUUCACCUGAAGCCUUCCGUGUGCGCUUCUUACCUCGUGUUACACCCAGCGCGCCUACCCUUGCGCUUGACAACUCGCAUUUGCGCUAUGUUGGAGCCCACUAAAACAGCUCCAUUUGCCGCCAUGGGCGUAGCUUGGAACUUUAUUAUAAAACACUUGCAUGUAUUUAAACAAAGUCGGAGUUAGACAAUAUAGCCAUCACAUGCUUUUUCCACGUUGUUUUUAGACAUACAGUACUUUACAUAAAGAAUUGUGAAAUUUGUUUUGCAGAUUCCCAGCUACGUUCAUGUUUGCCACAAUACCCAUAUACCCACCAGUAUUCAAUGAUCACUCGUUUUAGAGCGUAUCGAUGACAAUUAAAUUAAGUCUUUAAUAUAUAAGUAACGAUAUCGCAUGAGCGAUGGUCGAGGCUGUGCAUAAAGUGUUCAAUUAUAUGUAGACCGAACUUUUUAAUUUAGUUUAUACAGUAAAUUCCCAUCGUUGAGAUUACGAAUUCGUACGACUGCAGUAUUAUAUGUAUUCGAUCUGUGAGAUAAGUUAAAUCACAUGCAUUGUAUGGAACAAUUAAAAAGUAAAGAUUGUUUAUUUUACUGAAGUCUUAAGCUCUAGUUUCCUAUACCAAAAUAAUUUUGUUUAUUCUAGAUCAUUAUUUAUUAGUAGGUACCACUUGUGAGAGUGUUGUCUGUUGAGUGUGAUCUCAAGUUUUGCGUUUCAUAUGAUUUUGUAAUUGUUAAGAUUUUCACGUGUUCAUCGUUUAUUAUAUUUAGUGUUAAUUGUACCUAUCAUGUGUAAUAUACCUAGUAACAUUCCAUGGUAGUGUAGAACCAGCAACUAGUCUAAGAGCGGUAGUUUUGUCGCUAUAAGUUCAUUGUUGUUAUUUCUUUGGGACUCACAAAUGUAUAAAUUGUUUUUCGAAACACAGUUUGCUCGCAACAAAGUUGCCUAAAAAACAAUUAAAACUGCAGGUCUUGAUAUUAAAUUUAACAAAUAAAAAACACACAACUAUGUCUUGCUUUGUAAAUUCCGCUUUGUUUUUGUGAUUACAAAUAUGUAGCGUAAAUAAACAAUGAAAUUAUUCAUAGAAAUUUAAAAUCUAGUUUAACUUUUUCUAAUACCUAUCUACCCUGAAUAUCCUUUCCAAAAAUAAUCUAAAAUAUUUCUUCAUCUACAUCUCUCUCUCUCUCUCUCUCUCUCACUCUCCUCUCUCUCUCUCUCUCUCUCUCUCUAAACAAAGAAUUGACACAAUAUAUUAUGAAAAAAGUAUAAAGUCGAGUAAAAAGUUUCAACAAAAUCAAGAUUUAUACUGCUUAAUGUUUUAUUUUCUGAUUACAUCAUACGAACACAAAAAAUUGGAUCUAUGCAAAAACACAAAUUAUCAUCAUAUUGUGUCAAUAACAUUUACUAAUUAAUGAUAAGAUGCAAGAGGAACACAAGUAAAUAAAGUUUUCGGAGGUGACAAGGUCACACCGACAUUCCCUCGCAUCUCCUCUUCAGUUGGAGGUUCAGCAGCUAAUUUCACUUGCAUAUGGCGAAACAAGCGUGUAAUUAAUCCACACGAUAUCAUUCGAGAGAGUUCAUCUCCAGGACACAUUCGUUUUCCUGUAAAAAUAAAGAAGGUAACGUAAAUUGUAGUAUCAAUAAAUUUAUGUAAAUAAAAAAAGUUUU